Rhodamnia argentea is the source of this 1162-nucleotide messenger RNA. RefSeq names its product 30S ribosomal protein 2, chloroplastic. NCBI's taxonomy places the organism in Eukaryota, Viridiplantae, Streptophyta, Magnoliopsida, Myrtales, Myrtaceae. Gene Ontology annotation, molecular function: mRNA binding. Gene Ontology annotation, cellular component: cytosol. The record is from RefSeq and is a predicted model, not a curated record. Bases 1 to 933 code for a protein of 310 amino acids. The transcript has 4 exons.
AUGGAUAAUCUUGCAGCAGCAGCAGAUACAACGCACAGGUACUUCCGCGACUCCCUCCAGCUCCGACAAUCCUCUUCCUCCUCCAUUUUUGCUGGUUUGCUCUUUCUGCCUCCUCUCUUCCCUCCCAUGGCAUCAGCCACAUUGUCUUUGCUGCUCUCCGUGCCGCCUCGCAGUCUCUAUUGUCACUCCCACUCCUUCCGUUCAUCGCCGCCCAGUGCAAAGCAGCCCUCUGUCCCAAUCCUCGACCUCAAGCCCCUCGCUUUUCCUUUCCCUCACAAACCUACCACCUCCUCCUCUUUCGCCCCGCGUAGUUUGUACUCGAAGAGAGUUUAUGUGCGUGCCGUUGCGGAAGAAGCCGCGGUCGCUUCUUCCUCUUCUUCUUCGGAGGGCGCGGCCGCCAGGAGGCUCUACAUCGGAAACAUCCCCAGAGACGUCGACAACGCCCAGCUCACCCAAAUUGUUGAGGAGCACGGCGCCGUUGAAUCAGCUGAGGUGAUGUACGAUAAGUACUCUGGCAGAAGCCGCCGAUUCGCAUUUGUUACGAUGAAGACAGUCGAGGAUGCCAAUGCCGUGGUAGAGAAACUGAAUGGCUCUCAAAUAGGAGGCCGGGAGAUCAAAGUAAACAUCACUGAAAAACCUUUGCCCUCAGUGGAUUUGUCCCCUUUUCAAUCUGAGGAAUCCCAGUUUGUGGACAGCCCACACAAAGUAUAUGUGGGAAAUCUUUCUAGGUCGGUAACUACAGACACGCUGAAGCAAUUUUUCUCUGAGAAGGGGCAGGUACUUAGUGCAAAGGUUUCACGGGUUCCAGGAACAUCAAAAUCCAGUGGGUUUGGUUUUGCUACCUUUUCCUCGGAUGAGGAUGUGGAAGCCGCUAUUACAUCUUUUAACAAUGCUCUAUUGGAAGGACAACGAAUUCGUGUGAACAAGGCGUAGCAGUGGGGGAGAGCUUUAGCUUUUGAGAUAUGCACAUCACUUAUGUAUCCUCCGGAGAUAUCAGUAUUUUGCGCUUUUGGAGUGUUUUGGUUCUAUUUAGAUACCUGAAAAGGGUAGGGUGUAAAGGAGAUAGUUUUGAAGCUCGGUUGCGUAUUGUAAGUUUCAUCUUGAGAUUGAUCAUGCUGCUUUAUUGAUGACCCCAAGACUGACUUGAUACUCUUGAGUGCUA